UUCUUCUUCUUCUUCAUCAAAUCAAAUUACAUAAUUCUCAACACCACACCAUGGCCGGCGAACGUUCACCUCCGAUGAUCAUAACCGUCAAGAACAAGAACAAGAAUGUUAAAUCGCAUCAGAAAAUUCCCAAUGUCCAGAACCCAGAUCACGCGAUUUGGGCAAACGCAGCGUUCACGAAAUGGGGAACAGAAGAAAUAUUGGCUGUAGUGAAAGAUCACAAGAUCCCCUGCGCAUUCGUUCUUGCCUUGUUCUUCUUCAUGUGGACAGAGUAUACCCUUAACAUGAUCUCCCCUUCAUCGCCGCCGUUCGAUAUCGGAUUUGUUGUCACCGCUCACCUUCACCGGAUUCUCGCCGCCGAUCUUGAUCUCAAUAACUUCCUCGCCGGACUUAACACUGUUUUUGUGGGGAUGCAAACAUCGUACAUAAUUGGGACAUGGGUUCUUGAAGGUCGGCCAAGAUCUACUAUAGCUGCUCUGUUCAUGUUCACUUGCAGAGGAAUUCUUGGUUAUUCUACUCAACUGCCUUUGCCUCAGGAAUUUUUAGGGUCAGGAGUGGACUUUCCGGUGGGGAAUUUAUCGUUUUUCUUAUUUUAUUCGGGUCACGUCGCUGCUUCGAUCAUAGCAUCUAUCGACAUGAGAAGAUUGCAGAGGAAAAAGAUGGCUUGUAUUUUCGACGUUCUGAAUGUGUUACAAUUUGUGAGGUUGCUCGCCAGUCGGGGACAUUACACAAUCGAUUUGGCUGCUGGGAUUGGUGCGGGAAUUCUCUUCGACUCCUUGGCUGGAACUUACUUGGAUAGAAAACAAGUGCUUAACACAACUUCAAAGAAAUGUGUGAAAGAAAUACUAGAUUGAGUGGUUUUUUUAGACAGUGUCUCUGUUUUCUAAUAAUUUAAUGUAUAAGAGUACUGUUUAUGUUUUAGAACAUUUUAUUAGAAAUGUUUUUGUUUAGAAAUUUAUACAAAAUUGAAGACAUUUGCAUCA
Messenger RNA from Impatiens glandulifera, 983 nucleotides. RefSeq names its product phosphatidylcholine:diacylglycerol cholinephosphotransferase 1-like. The record is from RefSeq and is a predicted model, not a curated record. The transcript is spliced from 3 exons. The coding region runs from base 51 to 854 and encodes 267 amino acids. Gene Ontology annotation, molecular function: diacylglycerol cholinephosphotransferase activity. Lineage: Eukaryota; Viridiplantae; Streptophyta; Magnoliopsida; Ericales; Balsaminaceae.